AUGUCCUUCGCCUCGAUCAACAUCAUCGCACCGAUUCCCUCGAAAUCUACAUCUCAGUCCCGGGACGAACGGCAGGAUGACGUGCCGGCUUCCCCAUCCACCCCUCGGUCGGUAUCGGAUAUGGGAUCGGGAUCGGGAUCGGCUCCAUUUCAUGGUUACUUCCUCACACCUCCGGACACGGACCACGAUGAUGAGGGAUAUUGUGAUUCGUCAUCGAUGAUUUCUUUGUCACCAUCGUUGUCUCCUCAUCAGCAGUCACCCUUGUUGGGAUCCUUCGAAGGUGGGGUGGGUGAACCACUGUUGAACAGUGGGCUAGACACGACGAACAUCCGAGCACACCGACAGCAUAUAUCCCGCCUGCAAUGCAAUCCGUCCGACGUCGAUGCCAUUCGCAGGGCUCUUCUUUCUGAAGAGGAGGCGGCGGAAUUCGCUGCGUUCAACGAGGACGAUUGUCACCCGAGUUCGCUCCCUCCCCAACUGUCACCCCGCAGAAGGGCCGUCACGCUAAGCCGCAGUCGUUAUCGACCGAUAGCUGCCGGCUCCGGACUCUCUGAUGCAUCAGUGUUGGAGAACCGAAACCGAAGGAAGAGCAGCGCCGGCGUUCUCUCGUCGCACCGGAUUGAAAAAAGCUACUGCCUGUCCUCCAGCCGGGAUCAUUGUAAGAAAAGCGAGCAGGGUCUGAGAAGGAAAAGCCUUGUGAGUGCUGCCUUGGCCUCGAUGGUCGAAAAGGCACCGCACACGAUUCUCUAG
Aspergillus clavatus NRRL 1 is the source of this 750-nucleotide messenger RNA. RefSeq lists its product as uncharacterized. The record is from RefSeq and is a predicted model, not a curated record. NCBI's taxonomy places the organism in Eukaryota, Fungi, Ascomycota, Eurotiomycetes, Eurotiales, Aspergillaceae. Bases 1 to 750 code for a protein of 249 amino acids. The transcript is spliced from 2 exons.